AUGUCGUUAUCUUCGAGUUUCGAGGUUGAUAAUUUGUGCAACGUUGAUUUCAAUUUGAUGUACUUGCUUGUCGAAUUUAGUACUUCAGCUGAUCCAUCCGACGAUUUUCGCAGUGCGAUUGGUUACGCAGCAAAGUUCUCAAAUAUCAAAGUUGUACUCAAUGGUGGACAGCACAUUACUUUCCUCAGGCCGGAUGGAUACUUUACAUUCCACAAAGUGCCAGCUGGGACUCAUCUGAUUGAAGUACAUGCGCUGGGCUACUUCUUCUCUCCAGUGCGAGUUGAUGUUAGUGCCCGGCAUCGUGGCAAGGUUCAAGCAACGCUAACAGAAAUCAGGAGGAGUCUUACUGAGCUCGUUUUGGAUCCACUUCGACCAGAGUAUUACUAUGAGAUGCGAGAACCUUUCUCUCCAAUGGCAAUUGUAAAAAGUCCAAUGGGACUUAUGGUGGGAUUCAUGGUGGUUGUUGUGUUCUUGAUGCCUAAGUUGAUGGAAAACAUAGAUCCAGAGGAAAUGAAGAGAACACAAGAGGAGUUGAGAAACCAAGGAGUGCCUUCACUCUCUAGCUUGUUGCCUGCGAGCCGCUGA
Molecule: messenger RNA, 585 nt
Organism: Thlaspi arvense
Lineage: Eukaryota; Viridiplantae; Streptophyta; Magnoliopsida; Brassicales; Brassicaceae
Source: the annotation of a GenBank genome assembly